AUGAGCACCGCGAUCCAAGCGAUCCACAUUCCCGCGUGGGAGGAACGUAGCGAACCCAAGACGCACGUCGUCUUCCGCAUCGAGAUCCAGGCCUCGGUGCGCUCCUGGCAGAUGUGGAGGCGUUACUCCGAGUUCGCCGACCUCCACCUCGAGCUCACGAAGAGUCCCAGCGGGGCCCCGCCAGCGCCCCUCCCACCCAAGCAUGCACUCGCGCUCUUCAGGUCGAGCACCAAUCCCGCGCUGCUCGAAGAGCGCCGAGCCGCGCUCGAGACGUACCUCCGCGCGAUCCUCUCGGCACGCGACCCAUCCUGGCGCGAGUCCUUCGCCUUCCGCGACUUCCUCGGUGUCCCCGUUGGAAAGCCGUCUGCGCACGACAUGGGUGGUGGCGCACAGUUCACUUCAGCAGCGUGGCUGGACGAGCACCAGGACUUGCAGGCGCGCGUGCGAGAUGUCCGCGCGGACAUCAACCGCCGCGACGCGCUUUCCGAUACCGGGGACGUGUCCGGCUCGCACACCGCCAAUGUGCAGGCGAAGAAGAAGCUCGCAGGAUUGCUCUCGCGCGUCGGUGUACUCGACGAGGGCCUGCAGACGCUCGCGCUCGCGGGGCUCAGCGAGGGCGAGCUCCGACGGCGCACGGACAUGGUCGCGCGGUUGCGGGACGACUGCGAGAAGCUCGCGAAGAUCGUGACGGUGUCGCGGAUGACGGCGAGGGGGAUCGGGUCCGCGGCAGAGCGUAAUCCAGCGGCGGCGUCAGACCGCGAUGCGCUCAUGGGCUCGGGGAGUGGGGCGCAGGGCAGCGGAUUCGUCAGGCCAGUCGCGCGCGUGUUUGGGCAGGCGGCGCAACCACGAGAAACGGAGCAGACGCGGCCGCUUGACGACCAUGGGCUCUUUACGAUGCAGAAGACACAGAUGGAGCAGCAGGACGUGCAGCUAUCACAGCUCUCCACCAUCCUGCAGCGGCAGAAGCAGAUCGGCCUCGCGAUACACCAGGAGGUUGCGGAGCAGAACAACGAGCUGGAUCAUUUGACAGACGAGGUGGACAGAGUCGGGGGCAAGCUGACUGGUGCGAAGAGACAACUCAAUAGACUGGGUGGUUAG
Trametes versicolor FP-101664 SS1 is the source of this 1098-nucleotide messenger RNA. RefSeq names its product syntaxin. The record is from RefSeq and is a predicted model, not a curated record. NCBI's taxonomy places the organism in Eukaryota, Fungi, Basidiomycota, Agaricomycetes, Polyporales, Polyporaceae. Bases 1 to 1098 code for a protein of 365 amino acids. The transcript has a single exon. Gene Ontology annotation, cellular component: intracellular membrane-bounded organelle. Gene Ontology annotation, molecular function: phosphatidylinositol binding.